Messenger RNA from Suricata suricatta (meerkat), 2788 nucleotides. RefSeq names its product short chain dehydrogenase/reductase family 42E, member 2 (gene SDR42E2). The record is from RefSeq and is a predicted model, not a curated record. Lineage: Eukaryota; Metazoa; Chordata; Mammalia; Carnivora; Herpestidae. Gene Ontology annotation, biological process: steroid biosynthetic process. Bases 1 to 1782 code for a protein of 593 amino acids. Gene Ontology annotation, molecular function: 3-beta-hydroxy-Delta5-steroid dehydrogenase (NAD+) activity. The transcript has 11 exons.
AUGAAGCCCAGCCCAGCAGGCUCCUCCCCAGAGGCCUGCAAAGCUGCAGGCCAGGGCGAGAAGAGCUGCCCUGUCUGCCAGGCCUGGGGAGGAGUCUCAGGCCUGGGGUCUGAGUCAGGGCCUUGGCCGGGAACUGGUGCAGUUUCAGGGCCUACUACUAUUCUAGGGCCUGGGCCAGGGCCUGGGGCCAUGUCAGGACCUGGGCCAGGGCCUGGUGUGGUUCUAGAACCUGGACCAAGGCCUGGUGCUGCUUCAGGACCUGGACCAGGGCCUGGUGCUACUCCAGGACUCGGACCAGUGCGUGGUGCUGUGUCUGGACCUGUGCCAGAAUCUGGUGCCGUUCCAGGACCUGGACCAGGGUCUGGUGCUGUGUCCAGACCUAGGCCGGGCCCUGGUGCUACUUCAGGACCUGAGCCAGGUCUGGGGCCUGGGUCAGGAGCUGGGUCAGUACCUGGGCCAGUACCUGGGCCAGUACCUAGGCCAGGAGCUGCACCAUUACCUGGGCCAGGGGUAGAGCCUAGGCCCAGACGGGGAUCUGGAACUGGCCCCAAACCCAGUGAGCCAGAGACAGCCCCAACACCGGCCCUGCAGCAGAAGACUCAGGCCACACCCGUGCAGGCCCCUCGGCAGAAGGUUCUGGUGACUGGAGGAGGAGGCUACCUGGGCUUUAGCCUGGGUUCUAGCCUGGCCAAGAGCGGCAGUUCUGUCGUCCUGCUCGACCUCCGCCGACCGCAGUGGGAGCUGUCCCCGGGGACUGAGUUCAUCCAGGCCGAUGUCCAAGAUGAAGAAGCCCUGUAUCGUGCCUUCAGAGGGGUGGACUGCGUCUUCCACGUGGCCUCCUACGGGAUGUCCGGUGCUGAGAAGCUGCAAAAAGAGCAAAUUGAGUCUAUAAAUGUUGGAGGCACGAAACUAGUGAUCAAUGUUUGUGUCCGUCGGCGGGUUCCGAGGCUCAUCUACACCAGCACCGUCAAUGUCGUGUUCGGCGGGAAGCCCAUAGAGCAGGGUGAUGAGGACUCUGUGCCAUAUUUCCCACUGGAGAAGCACGUGGACCACUACUCACGAACCAAAGCCAUUGCUGACCAGUUGACCCUCAUGGCCAACGGCACACCUCUCCCAGGAGGAGGCACUCUGCGGACGUGUGUGCUCCGGCCCCCAGGGAUCUAUGGCCCUGAAGAGCAGAGGCACCUGCCCCGUGUGGCGGGCCACAUCAAGAAGAGGUUAUUCAUGUUCCGGUUUGGGGACCGCAGGACACAGAUGAACUGGGUCCAUGUGCGCAAUCUGGUGCAGGCACACGUGCUGGCGGCCGAGGCCCUCACCGCGGCCAAGGGCUACGUGGCUAGUGGCCAGGCAUACUACAUCAAUGACGGGGAGAGUGUCAAUCUCUUUGAGUGGAUGGCCCCACUGUUUGAGAAGCUAGGGCACAGCCAGCCCUGGAUCCAGCUGCCCACUUCCUGGGUUUACCUAACAGCUACGGUGAUGGAGUAUCUGCACUUGGUCUUGAAGCCCAUCUGCAGUGUCCCGCCACUGCUCACCCGGAGCGAGGUGCGCAGCGUGGCCGUGACGCACACCUUCCAGAUCGCCAAGGCCCGCGCCCAACUUGGCUACACGCCAGACAAGUUCCACUUCGCCGACGUAGUAGAGCAAUACGUGAGGUCUACGAGCCGGCGGUCCCGCAGCUCCGCCGCGCGGACGCUCCUACGCCUGCUGCUCGGGCUGCUGCUGCUGCUCGGGCUGCUCGCCCUGGCCCUGCAUGUCCUAGGCCUGCAGCCGUCCGGCGUCUGACCUGCGCCACGGGUCACUGUCUGCUACUACCCAAGCUUCACUUCCGCGCUUGGACCCGCCCCCGAGCCCUAGCCUCGCCCACGCCCCGCCCCCUGGUUUUAGACCCGCCCCCUGCGUCUAGACUCCGUCCCUGCCCUGCCCCCCAGGCUUAGGCACGCCUCUGCUCCGCCCCGCCUCCCAUCCUCUGGUCUUGCCCGGCCUUCUCUGGACUGGCGGGGUUACCGAGGAGGUGGCCGUACAAGCCUCCUCCGCCUUCCAGGCCUUCUCCUCCUGCUCUGCCCAGACCUAGCCCGACGCCGGAUUCUCCCCUGCUCUGGUUCGGCCCUCUUUCUGGCCCUGCCGGCAGGAUUGAGCCUUCCCCUUAGUUUCUUUUUCCGGGACUAGCGUUGUUCUUCCUCCCGGAUCCGGCCCUCCCCUCUCCUACUUGUAAUUCUGCCUAGCCCCGCCCUCUCCCUAUAUGGCUCCACCUCCUCCCCAGCCCCGCCUCCUAGAUGAAUGCUUAGGGCCGAGCCGGAGUCCUCUCUGGCGGGUAAGUGCUGGCGGGUGUGGCGUUUGCAGCUGCUGCCUCUCGGGAGACAUUGUACCCUCUUCACUGCCCAAACUCCUCUCUGUUUGUCCUGAGAUCGUCCUGGGAUCUUGGAAUAGACCCAUUCUAGGAGAAUUGCUUUUGAUCUGCUGCUACCUUGAUGUUUUGGUUUCACUCAGUAUUGCACAUCUCCCUGUGAUGAUAGCCAGGGUUGAGGGGACACCUUGCCGGACCUGACCUUUUUGGGUUUCCGGUUUAUGAGUCUGGGGCUGACCUAGCUUAGUAAACACAGGCUUCUGUAUCAGCAAAGAUCUAAAACAAAACUUUUCAAGGUGAUCAAAAGAUAUAAACUUCCAGUUAUAAAAUAAGUUAUGGUGAUGAAAUGGUUACUAUGGUUACUAAUACUAUAUGACAUAUGUGAAGGUUGUUAAGAGAGUAGAUCUUCAAAGUUUUCAUCACAAGGAGCACUAGGGUGUCAGA